AUGGGUGCAAGUGGUGAAAUAGGACAAUCAUUAGCACGUACAUGUAAACAUUUUGGUAUGUACGUUAAAGGAUUAGCUAAUUCACAACAAAACACAAAUGAAUUUGUUGAUGAAUGGUACCAGAGUAUUCCAACAACUGCAACAUUUGGUAUUCCUCGUGAAUUUUUAAUUAAUCUUGACUACUUAAUAUCAACUUUGCCAUCAACAUCACAAACAAAAAAUAUGUUAUCUGGUGACGUACUAUCAGUAUGUAAUGGUUCAAAUACGGUAUUUAUUAAUAUUGGUAGAGGUGAUAUUAUUGACGAACAAUCAUUAGUCAAUGCAUUAAAUAACAAUUAUAUUACACAUGCUAUUUUAGAUGUAUUUAUUGAUGAACCAUUACCUGUAACAUCUAGAUUAUAUGAUUUAGGUACAGACAAAAUACAAAUAACACCACAUUUUAGCGCAUCACUCUCAGUUGCUUCAUACGAUAUUGCACAAAUAUUUAUUCAGAAUUUAAAACGAUAUAUAAAUGGUGAAUCAUUGCUGUUUGUUGUAGAAUGGAAAAAAGGUUAUUAA
This is a messenger RNA of Didymodactylos carnosus, 558 nucleotides long. The record is from the annotation of a GenBank genome assembly. Lineage: Eukaryota; Metazoa; Rotifera; Eurotatoria; Philodinida; Philodinidae.